Molecule: messenger RNA, 1788 nt
Organism: Gymnodraco acuticeps
Lineage: Eukaryota; Metazoa; Chordata; Actinopteri; Perciformes; Bathydraconidae
Product: tripartite motif-containing protein 29-like
Exons: 2
Coding region: 105-893 (262 amino acids)
Molecular function (GO): zinc ion binding
Source: RefSeq, a predicted model, not a curated record
UGGCGCAGCAAGGACAUCAACUCGGUCGGGACAAACUGUGCUGUUUUAUCUGCAAGGAUCUGAUUAAGAAUCCGGUGACUCUUCCCUGUGGACACAGCUACUGUAUGAGCUGUAUUAAUAGACGUUGGGAUGGAGAGAAGCAGAAGAAAAAAUACAGCUGUCCUCAUUGCAGACAGACCUUCAAACCAAGGCCUGCCCUGGUUAUAAGCACCGAGUUGGCAGAGUUAGUGGAGGAACUAAAGAAGAAGAAGAAGAAGAAGAAGAAGAAAAAUAAGAAGAAGAAGACAGAACCCCAGGCUGGUCCAUCUGAUCACUUUGAUGCUGGACCUGGAGAUGUGGGAUGUAGUCCUACAGGGAGAAAGAGGAAGACGUCCUCUCUGCAGCCUCACGAUGAAGAUCCAUUAAAGAAAACCAAGCUAAUUGAAGCUUUGAAUGUUCAGGAGAACAUGUGCUCUCAACAUGAUAAGGUAAUGGAAAUCUUCUGCUGCACCGAUCAGAAGUGUAUCUGCAUUCUCUGCCUCAAUGAUGAACAUAAACAACACUACAUAGUUUCAGCUGCAGCAGAAUUCACAGAGAAGAAGAAAAAGCUUGGGGUGAGUCGUCAAAAUAUCCAGCAGAGAAUCCAGAACGAAGAGAAAAUUGUGAAGCAGUUUCAGCAAGAGGUGGAUGCCAUCAAUCUCUCUGCUGAUAAAGCAGUGAGGGAAAGCGAGUUGACUUGUACUGAGUUAGUCAAACUCAUUGAGAAAAGAAGCUCUGAUGUGACGCAGAAGAUUAAAUCCCAGCAGGAAUAUGAAGUGAGUCGGGUCAAAGAGAUUCAGGAGACGCUGCAGAAGGACAUCAGUGAUCUGAGGAGCAAAGACACUGAGCUGGAGAAAACUCUCCAAAACAGAUGAUCAGAUCAAGUUUCUACAGGCCUACCCCUCACUGUCAAAUCUCAGGGACCCUGAAAAAACAUUCAGGGUCAACAAGGAUCCUGUACGAUACUUUGAUGAUGUGACAGCAGCUGUGUCAGAGGCCAGAGGUAAAGUACUGGAGAGUUUUAUUAAGGAAUUGAGGAAGAUCUCAGAGACAGUGACUGAAGUGUAUGUUAAAUUGUUGCCAGACCCAAAGACCAAAGCUGAGUUCUCACAAUAUGCAGCCCCCGAAUAUCUUCUCAAACUGGAUCCAAACACAGCGAGCAUGCAGAUACAAUUAUCUGAAGAUAACAGGAAGGCAACCUCAGUGAAAGAGCCACAGUCAUAUGAUGACCACAAAGAGAGAUUCAUGGGAAAGUCUCAGGUUCUCUGUGGAGAACGUCUGACUAAUCGUUGUUACUGGGAAGUGGAGUGGAGUGGUUUAGGAGGUUCAGUAGCAGUCACAUACAGAGAUGUUCUCAGAACAGGAGAGGAAAGUGCAUUCGGGGACAAUGACACAUCUUGGGCACUAGAGUUUAGUACAAAGUAUUGUAAUUUCAAACACAACGGUGAAAAAGAGUCAGUUUUUGUCCCUCAAUCCUCAAGGAUUGGUGUUUUCUUGGAUCAAAAGGCAGGUGUUCUGUCCUUCCACAGCGUCUCUGAAACCAUCACCCUCCUCCACAGAGUGCAGACCACAUUCACUCAGCCGCUCUAUGCUGGACUCGGUGUUUAUUGGUAUGGAGCUUCUGCUACAUUUUGUGACAUCAAGGUCGAACAACUGUCAAGUGAGAUUUUUUUACAGCAGCAGCAGCCUGGUCCUCGUCCUGCAGCCCAGCAGCAGCCUGGUCCUCGUCCUGCAGCCCAGCAGCAGCCUGGUCCACGUCCUGCAGCCCAG